This is a messenger RNA of Malurus melanocephalus (red-backed fairy wren), 1170 nucleotides long. It is a transcript of the gene DKK3, whose product is annotated as dickkopf WNT signaling pathway inhibitor 3. Bases 1 to 861 code for a protein of 286 amino acids. Gene Ontology annotation, biological process: multicellular organism development; negative regulation of canonical Wnt signaling pathway. The transcript has 6 exons. The record is from RefSeq and is a predicted model, not a curated record. NCBI's taxonomy places the organism in Eukaryota, Metazoa, Chordata, Aves, Passeriformes, Maluridae. Gene Ontology annotation, molecular function: co-receptor binding; receptor antagonist activity. Gene Ontology annotation, cellular component: extracellular region.
AUGGAAGCUGAAGAGGAAGGGGCAAAAAAGCUGUCAGAAGUAAGCUUUGAAAACUUACCUCCCAACUACCAUAACGAGUCCAACACGGAAACCAGAGUAGGCAACAGAACUGUUCAGACUCAUCAAGAAAUUGAUAAGGUUACAGAUAACARAACUGGAUCAACAGUUUUUUCUGAGACAGUUAUUACAUCCAUAAGAGAUGGAGAAAACAAAAGGAAUCAUGAGUGUAUCAUUGAUGAAGACUGUGAAACAGGGAAAUACUGCCAGUUCUCCACCUUUGAAUACAAAUGUCAGCUCUGCAAACCCCAGCACACACSCUGCUCCCGGGAUGUGGAGUGCUGUGGGGAGCAGCUCUGCGUGUGGGGACAGUGCCACAGAUCCAUCUCCAGAGGGGACAACGGCACCAUUUGUGAGAAGCAGCACGACUGCARCCCUGGCACUUGCUGUGCUUUUCAGAAAGAGCUGCUGUUCCCUGUGUGCACACCUUUACCUGAGCAAGGGGAGCCCUGCCACGAUCCCUCCAACARACUGCUCAACCUCAUCUCCUGGGAGCUGGAGCCCGAUGGAGCCCUGGAGAAAUGUCCCUGUGCCAGUGGCCUGAGCUGCCAGCCUCAGAGCCACAGAGCUACAUCUGUGUGUCAGCUGUCUGCCAACGGAACCCACAACACUGAAAAAGAAGAUCCCUUAAUCAUGGAKGAGAUUCCCUUUCUCAGCUUGAUCCCCCAGGAUCUUCUCUCUGAUGAUGAGGAAAGCAGUGUCAUGCAGGAAGUGCGGAGAGAAUUGGAAAGUCUGGAGGACCACACAGCUUUGAAGCCUGGGCCUGACUCAGCUCAGGACCUGGUUUUGGGAGAUGAAAUCUGAAGCCCAAGCCCCAGUUAGUAAUUUCUAGAUUUUUUUGUCUAGUGUCUUGCUUGUACAAACCCUGAACAGGCCCUGCUGGAUGGAAGUGCAAUAAAUAAGGUGUUCAGUGAGCAUCUUUCUCUGCACCAAACCUGCAUGUCCAGCGACGUGGAAUCCACUCAAUCCUUGGACCAAACCUGCUGUCAGAUGGGAACCACAUGAGAGUUCUUCUGCAUCUGCACUUGCCCCUUGUACGUCAGAAAUAAACUUGUACGCAUUAAAAAAUACAAGCAUAAAUAAUUUUAAGUUACUAUAGUAAUUGUGUGAUUU